This is a messenger RNA of Pyrus x bretschneideri (Chinese white pear), 2626 nucleotides long. RefSeq names its product probable protein phosphatase 2C 52. Gene Ontology annotation, biological process: protein dephosphorylation. Gene Ontology annotation, molecular function: protein serine/threonine phosphatase activity. The coding region runs from base 1011 to 2411 and encodes 466 amino acids. Lineage: Eukaryota; Viridiplantae; Streptophyta; Magnoliopsida; Rosales; Rosaceae. The transcript is spliced from 6 exons. The record is from RefSeq and is a predicted model, not a curated record.
AUCCAAUUUUAUUUCUAAUUCUCAAAUGUUUGUUUGUUUAAACCAUUUGCUUUCCAUUAUCUGUGAUCAAUAUUGCUCAUCUCUGUUUGCUUUGAGUCGAAAUUAUGGGUGAUUUAGAGCAAUAAUCACUGACUAAUCAAAGAUCUGCAUGUACAACUUCUCUGUCUAUCUGCACUCUAAUCCAUAUACUUAUCUUUUUGGGGUUUUGAUCUCUAUUGGUAUUGGGUAAGGGAGAGAGAGAGAGAGAGAUAAACAUCUCAAAUUUCAUUUUUUUGGUGCUUUGCUUUGUAAAGACUGAAACUUUUACUGCAUUCUCAUAGAAAACUAAACAUUCCAUUUGAUUUUGAUGGUUGUUUGUGAUAUUGGGUUUUUCUGCUUUGUUUGCCCUUAUGAACGAUCAUGUAAUAUUUGAGUGAUCUCUUAUGCUCAAAAGUUUACGGAUUUUCUUUGAUAUUUUCUUAGGAACCAAACAAGGAUUAACCCUGUGUAUGCUUUGUUUGUUUGCUUUCAUUCUUUGUAUGAUAAAUAGUUAUACCUAAAUGAUUAUGUUAUUUGACAAAAGAGCAUUCCUCUCGUCGUUUUCCUGCUUUUUCAAAGUUUGCUUUAUCUCUCUCGGAUUUCUCUCUGGUGGUAAAACAACAGUUCGUAACUUUGUACCAAUUUCAAUAUUGCCUUUACCUCUCUCUCUCUCCCCCUCUCUCCUCCUCCGAAGUAGUCCGUUGACCGGACCCUGUGCUUUGUUGUUUGGUUGUUGUGAAAGUGGAGCUAGUUUUAUUAUCGAUUCACGUUACAUCCACGGACUGCAUUGACCAAGAUAAAAUGACCUCAUUUUUCUAUAUGGGCUUGUAAAAUGGCUGGUGGUUUGGAUGUGUGGGAAUCUUUGGUAUUUGGAUAUUCAUUUGCUUGGUUGACCAUUUUUGGCAAAUUUCAGAAUUUCAUGUGCGAUCUGGUUGGCUAAGGUAGGACUUAUCCUUUAUUAAGUCAGAUGUCGUCUAUGUUGAGCUGAGGAAAUGGGGGGUUGUGUUUCGACUAGUAGUCAGAGCACUCGUAGCAGCAACAGCAACAGAGAGGCAGUGACACCCCCAUGCUUGGGGAUUCAAUUUAGCGGUCGAAAGAGAACGAAGAAGACAUUCUCUGACCAUGCAUAUACUCUUCAGAAUUUACACACCUUGCCCAACCGCAUUUUUACCAACGGAAAGAGCCAGACUUCUUGCAUAUUCACACAGCAGGGCCGCAAAGGCAUAAACCAAGAUGCCAUGCUUGUGUGGGAAGAUUUCAUGUCCGAUGAUGCGAUAUUCUGUGGUGUUUUUGACGGCCAUGGUCCACACGGCCAUCUUGUUGCUCGCAAAGUAAGGGAUGCGUUGCCAAUGAAGCUGCUAUCCUUCUUGUAUUCAUACCAAGGGUCCAGUAAAACGUGUUUCAAAGGGAACCUAAAGAAGUCAGAUUGUGGAGAUACUGAGAAGGAUGGUUUGGACGAGGAAAAAUUGAAUUUAUCAUGGAGAGACGCUUUCCUUAAGUCAUACAAAGCCAUGGACAAGGAGCUGAGGUCUCAUCCUAAUUUGGACUGCUUCUGCAGUGGUAGCACUGCUGUCACUCUAGUCAAACAGGGGUCAAAUCUUUUCAUGGGUUAUAUCGGGGAUUCCCGAGCAAUCCUGGGAUCAAAGGACAGUAAUGAUUCCAUGGUGGCAAUCCAGUUAACUGUUGACUUAAAGCCUGAUCUGCCAAGGGAAGCUGAAAGAAUUAAACGGUGUAAGGGUAGGGUGUUUGCUUUGCAUGAUGAGCCUGAAGUGUCUCGAGUAUGGUUGCCUUUUGAUGAUGCCCCUGGUUUAGCUAUGGCUCGAGCCUUCGGCGAUUUCUGUUUAAAGGAGUAUGGAGUGAUCUCAAUUCCUGAGUUCUCACACCGGAUACUUACUGACAGAGACCAGUUCAUUGUUCUUGCUUCUGACGGGGUUUGGGAUGUCUUAAGCAAUGAAGAGGUUGUUGAGAUAGUCUCCUCAGCCCCAACCCGGGCAUCAGCAGCAAGGACUGUGGUUGACUCAGCUGCUCGCGAAUGGAAACUCAAAUACCCGACUUCAAAGAUGGAUGACUGUGCAGUCGUUUGCUUGUUUUUGGAUGGGAAAAUGGACUCGGAAUCUGAUUAUGAGGAACAAGGCUUUUCAUCCGCAACCCUUCAAAGCAAUCACUCCGGCAAUGCAGUUGAAUCAGAUGAUGGCCAGAAGUCGGAGCCAUCUUUGCAGAGGAAUUUCACAGUCAGGUCAUCUGAUGAAAGUGAUACUCAUGGUAGACUACCGGUUGAGAUUGAAGGGAAUGAAGAAACAGUGGCAGCUGAAGAGAACUGGUUGGGUUUGGAAGGCGUGACACGCGUGAAUUCCCUCGUUCAACUUCCUAGAUUUUCCGAAGAAAGGCCUUAGAAAUUGUGAUUCAAAUAUAAACGAAACUGGCUAGCGUUUAUUGUAUUAUGGCAUCUUUUUGCCUCAUUAAAAUCCAAAAGAUAAAUCUUUCUGGGUUUCCAUUUCCUCAGCAUUUGUUGCAGAAGGCACAAAAAGUAAGGAAACUGUUCUCUUCAGGUAGCUGAGGCAAAUAUAAUUCUCUGUGUCUCUAAGUUUUAUGUACAUUCUUUAGUCCA